Molecule: messenger RNA, 2050 nt
Organism: Lecanosticta acicola
Lineage: Eukaryota; Fungi; Ascomycota; Dothideomycetes; Mycosphaerellales; Mycosphaerellaceae
Source: the annotation of a GenBank genome assembly
AUGAUGUCUCCCGACAGAAGUUCUAGGUCUUCGUUCGACUCCGCAGCCCAUAAUGGAGAGGAUACAGAUGAUCAUCACCUGCUGCGAGAUGCUCAGGGUAUCUCUCUGCAAAAUCUUCGCCGCGAAGAUACUUCUGGCGAGAGCACGAGUGGACAACCCUUCCGCACGCCCGAUCACGAGCAACAUACCCAGCACACGAGUCCAAAUGCACAAGGCGUAACAGGCCAAUACAAUACGGGGCGAUCUAAUGAUGGAGGUGAGAAGAAACGCACGGGAUCGAAUCUCGAAGAAACAUACAAGGCCUCAAACGAUGGCCCUUACGACCGGCCGCCUCCGGACAAGUAUCGCGGCGGAGUACUUUCGCAGCUGCUGAAGCUGUAUAAGCAGCCAGAUUCUCAAGAUCUGCGUCAAGCUCAUCAGCAGACACCAGAACCUUGCACUCCGGCUCAUAAGAAGGCUCCUUCAGACUCAGGCCCUGGCACUGGAAUGAGCACUCCAGAACGUCGCAAGUGGUAUGAGCAGAAUGCCUCGCCAGGCUCGCUUGCUACGCUUAUUGGGGCUUCCGCAAACCUUGCCAAACCGGCACAGCCCCAGAGCAGCGGCGCGAGACCCCAGGCACAACAAAAACGCAGCUUUCUGUCCGAGCUGCUUAAUCAAGAGGAGCUACAUGUCAAGGUGCACAUUGCUGACACCUUGGCUCGUCAGGACUUCAUCUUGAAGCUCUGUCGCGCUUUCAUGCUCUACGGUGCGCCUACUCACCGCCUCGAGGAAUAUCUUAACAUGACAGCACGAACGCUCGAGAUCGAAGCGCAAUUCUUGUAUCUUCCGGGAUGUAUGGUCAUCUCAUUUGAUGAUUCCGAAACUCACACGACUUCCGUCAAGCUGGUCCGACUGGGUCAGGGCAUAGACCUUGGACGAUUGAAAGACGUGCAUCGUGUGUACAAAGAAGUCCUACACGACACCAUCGGCGUCGAGGGAGCCACCGAACAGCUAGACGAGCUCAUGGCGAAGAAGGCCAAGUUCCACGCUUGGCUUCUCGUCCUCGUCUUCGGCCUCACCAGCGUCACCGCUGCACCAUUUUCGUUCGAUGCGAGGUUGAUCGAUCUUCCGCUGUGCUUCUUCUUUGGAUGCUUGGUUGGCAUAUUGCAGCUUGUCGUUGCUCCAAUGUCUCCGCUUUACAGCAAUGUCUUCGAGGUGACUGCCACUGUCAUUGUAAGCUUCCUAGCUCGGGCCUUUGGAAGCAUCCGCGGUGGCGACCUCUUUUGCUUUUCUGCUCUUGCGCAGGGCGGUAUCGUUAUGCUGUUGCCAGGGUAUAUGUUCCGUAAGUCGAACUAUCCGUACGCUGAUAAUGAAGGCUAUGCUCACCGCUCCAGUGUCAUCCUCCCUUGAAUUACAAGCCCGCGCCAUGGUUCCUGGCUCGAUCCGCAUCGUGUAUGGAGUUGUCUACUCGCUGCUGCUUGGCUUCGGGAUCACCGUCGGCUCUGCUCUCUACGGAUUUCUGGACUCGCACGCGACUUCAGAUCUGAAGUGUACGCACCCUAUCCCGACCUACUUUACCUUCAUCUUCGUGCCCUUUUUCGUCCUGUGUAUCAGUAUGCUUUACCAGGCGAAAUGGGCACAGAUACCAAUGAUGGUAAUUGUCGGUUCCGCAGGCUACAUCGUGAACUACUUCAGUAGCUUGCGUUUCGCGUCAAGCCCCCAGAUCGCUAGCGGCUUCGGAUCCUUCGCCGUAGGUUGUCUUGCGAACUUAUACUCACGAUUCCGCCAUGGAGUCGCGGCUGCAAUACUAGUUCCAGCCAUCUUCACACAAGUUCCCGGAGGCCUUGCGAGCACCGGAGGCCUACUAAGCGGACUUCAAGUCGCAAACCAGAUCAAUAACUCUACGCACGUCGUUAAUGGGACGGGUCCUACAGUGGCACCGAACUAUAUUGUGUUUAAUGUGGCGAGUAGCAUGAUACAGAUUGCUAUUGGCAUUACUGUCGGGCUGUUUAUGAGCGCUGUAGUAAUUUAUCCGCUAGGGAAACGAGGGAGCGGGCUAUUCAGCUUGUAG